UCCAUGGAUUUCCCAAAUAUCUCUUGGUACAACGACAGCUAUGAAAACAGGACUCUCAACGGCUCCAGCCUGGAGCAGAAGCCCACCCACUACAACUACUACGCCAUGCUGCUCACUCUCCUCAUCUUUGUCAUCAUCUUCGGCAACGUGCUAGUCUGCAUGGCCGUGUCCAAGGAGAAAGCCCUGCAGACCACCACCAACUACCUGAUUGUUAGCCUUGCUGUGGCUGACCUGCUCGUGGCUACUCUGGUGAUGCCAUGGGUGGUCUACAUGGAGGUGGUCGGUGAGUGGCGCUUCAGCCGCAUCCACUGUGACAUCUUUGUCACCCUGGAUGUGAUGAUGUGCACAGCCAGCAUUCUUAAUCUCUGCGCCAUCAGCAUUGACAGGUACACUGCUGUGGCCAUGCCCAUGCUGUACAACACCCGCUACAGCUCCAAGCGCAGAGUCACUGGGAUGAUAGCCGUGGUAUGGAUCCUCUCCUUCGCCAUCUCCUGUCCUCUGAUGUUUGGCCUGAACAACACAGAGAAGAAUGAGUGUAUCAUUGCCAACCCUGCCUUUGUUGUGUAUUCUUCUAUCGUCUCCUUCUACGUUCCUUUCAUUGUCACCCUGCUGGUGUACGUGCAGAUCUAUAUAGUGUUGCGGAAACGCAGAAAACGGGUCAACACCAAACGCAUCUCCAGCCACGUGGGCCUGGACGCCGACACGCAGGCCCCGUUGAAGGAGAAAUGCACUCACCCAGGAGAUGUCAGGCUCUGCACGCUCCUUGUGAAGAGCAACGGGAGCUUCCCUAUCCACAAGGGCAAAGUGGAGGCCAUGGAUCACAUGGAAGAGAUGGAGAUGGCCACCAGUACCAGCCCACCAAAGAACAAUGUUCAACCACGUCAGCCAAGUGACAUGGAACCAGCUGAGCCAGCUGCUUCCAUCCCCUGUGCCAAUUUAACUCCACCAUCCCCUGAAAACAGCCCCCUCAGCGUGCAGAAGAACGGGCACACCAUAGACAAUUCCAAAACAGCCAAGGUCUUUGAGAUUCAGACGAUGCCCAAUGGCAAAACCAGGACUUCUCUCAAAACUAUGAGCAGAAGGAAAUUUUCACAACAGAAGGAAAAGAAAGCCACUCAAAUGCUUGCCAUUGUGCUUGGUGUUUUCAUCAUCUGUUGGCUCCCUUUCUUCAUCACCCACAUUCUGAACAUGCACUGCAACUGUAAAAUCCCACAAGUCAUGUACAGUGCCUUCACGUGGCUCGGAUACGUGAACAGCGCAGUCAAUCCCAUCAUUUACACCACCUUCAACAUUGAGUUCCGGAAAGCUUUUAUGAAGAUCCUUCAUUGCUAACCUCUGCCUGAGGAGUCAGUUGUCUGAAUCUCCUGGCCAGAUUAAGGCUGUGUGUUGGAGCACCCAGUUUGAGAGUGCCAUGCCAAUAUAUUUUUACAACUGGAAUACCGCAGCUGUCAUGGUCCAAGGUUGCCUUGUGCUCAGGGAAGCAUUGAAACUCGGAUGGGAGAGUUUGCUUCAAAUGCAACCUUCUGCUGAAAGGAAGAAGCCAGCAAGCCAAGUCUGACCACCAACGGUUGCAUGGGAUCAAGACGAUCUCCAUGGGAGCCAUCACCGAUUUUAGCUGAGCUCAAGAAGGAGAGACCAUGACUUGCUCACGCCUUGCUCUUAUGGUCCAUUUCUCACCAAAGAUACACCCGUUCUUGUCUGCUUCGCACCAGGAGGAGGACUCCUUCUUCGAGGAAGAAACAGCUUUCCCAGGAAUCGUCUCCGUUGGCGUUGCCUUCAGACUUCAGGGACACUGUGGGGUCCAUCAAACUGCUGAGGCUAAAUCAUGCUGCUGCUGUCAAGGCUUAGAGUAGUUGCCACACCAUUGCCACCAGACAUGUGAAAGGGAAGGGGAGGAGGUUGUGAGAGAAUGAAAUCUCAGGGUGGAGGGGAGGAGAAGCGAGAAUGUUUAUUUAUGCGAUGCCAAUGUACAUACAAUUAAACAGAAUGAACUGAGCAGAAGCCCAAGCCAAAAAAAAAGAAGUGAUAACCAAUCGAUCUCGUUUUGCAUGGAAUGCAUUGUAAUUAAAAAGCCAUCGCUGCUCACGUACACCAGCAUAUGUGGUUGACAGCAACGUCUCCGAUGCCAGGAAUGCAUUUUGUGGAGAACUAAUCAGAUCUGACAGGGAAGGAAGGAAGGAAGGAAGGAUGGAUGGAUGGAAAGAUAUGGACUACAAGGUCCUUGUCAGGCACUUCAUACGGAACUGAUGUCUGGAGAAAUCUCAACCAAGCCAAAGUGUUAGCUCAAAGGUAGACUAUGUGGUUUGCAUACAUGCAGAAGAUCCAUGUUAACCCCAAGUUAAAACCCCAUGGACUUAAAAGAAUCCAUUAACACAUGGAGAAGAAAAUUGUCUCUCUGAAAUUCCAAGAAAAUUCCUCCCAGUAAGAGGAGGAGAUCUUGGCUCUUUAAGUGUAAGGUAGAUCUGUUAAGACAACAAGCCAUCUUUUGAAUGACCUGUGAUUAGAAGGCAUGCAAAGGAUGGUCUUUCCUCACUCUCCUGGCUUAGGCUUACCUUAUCUGGGCUGUAAAAACCCACUAGAAGACAAUAAAGAGAGUUUCCUGGUGGUGUUUUUCUUUUUUCUUUUACAAACCAUAUAUGGUUCUCUUUGUUCUAGGCCAGGGGUGUCAAACUCAAAGCCCGUGGGUCGAAUCCAGCCCGUGGGGUGCUUAGAUCUGGCCCGUGGGGCCACCCUGGAAGCAACAAAGGACUGUUUCCGACUGUGACAGAGGAGGCCAUUGGCUGCGUGUGGCCCUCCCGAGCUCUGUUUUCUCUGGCAGAGGGCUGCAGGAGGAUCCAAGACCCCCACCACAGGUGCCCCUGACACGAGUGAUGUUGAGCUGGCCACGCCAACCCUGGCCACGCCAACCCAGCCCUCCCCGAGGUCAAACACAACCCUGAUGCGGCCCUCAAGGAAAUUGAGUUUGACUUUGACCCCCCCUUGUUCUAGACUAUUCCAGACUAUCCUAGAUGUCCUGGGGCAUCUGUAGGAAGGAAGACUAGAAGGGGUGACACAGAUGGAGAGCCCUGGUCCUCAAUGUUGUAAUGUACCCUACAUCUCUUGGGUGAUCAGAAAAGCUCCAGCUUGCAUCAUCUGCGCUGCUUGGUGGGCACCCCUGUUGAGACAGGUGACACAGACCGGUGUGUUUCCGGAUUCCAUCUGUGUUGUUCCCAACAGAAACAAGUGCAGCUUUGCAAGUCAACCCACGCAGGAGAAAAAAGUCAUUGGAAAGGUUAUUUUGAUGAAGCUGCAUCAGACAUGAUUUUUGUCUGGCGUGCUGCCUUCACUCCUGUCAAGAUUGUAUUUCCCUUAAAGCAGAACAUCUGGGCCUUGGUCUUUUCAAGAAGCUUUUCAGGGAAAAAAAAAAGAGACUCAUUUUCUUCAGGGCAGCAAAAUCUAUAUAACACAGUUCCAGGUUGAAGGAAUUUUAUUUUGUUUUUGUUUUCUCGCUCUCUCUCUCCCAGAUCUUCUGUUAAAUUUUAAAAGGUAUUGACAUCCUUCUUUGACUUUCCUGAAAUAUACUUCUGGCAAUUUCUUAGGGAAACCAAAUAAAGUCCACAUAGAUCAUCUUCCUUGUAUUUCUAUCUUGAAUGCUCAUGUGAUAGCCAGGUCUCCUUAAAUGUCUUACCUUUUCUCUACAAAAAUGGUGACGUGAGUAAUUCCAGAUAGUCUCUGGUCAGUUAGCUCUGGUUGGGAUGGUGGGAGAACCACUUACUGCUGAAACCUUGUCAACGUCUCCCUCUAGGACAAAUAAACCAUCGUCAAGUCAUCAGCGAGAAUGGUCAGCCCAUCUGCGGACA
This is a messenger RNA of Ahaetulla prasina, 3839 nucleotides long. RefSeq names its product dopamine receptor D2 (gene DRD2). Gene Ontology annotation, molecular function: G protein-coupled receptor activity; dopamine neurotransmitter receptor activity, coupled via Gi/Go. Bases 4 to 1332 code for a protein of 442 amino acids. The record is from RefSeq and is a predicted model, not a curated record. The transcript has 7 exons. Lineage: Eukaryota; Metazoa; Chordata; Lepidosauria; Squamata; Colubridae. Gene Ontology annotation, biological process: adenylate cyclase-inhibiting dopamine receptor signaling pathway; adenylate cyclase-activating adrenergic receptor signaling pathway. Gene Ontology annotation, cellular component: glutamatergic synapse; presynaptic membrane.